Messenger RNA from Magnolia sinica, 814 nucleotides. Its product is annotated as arabinogalactan protein 23-like. The transcript has a single exon. NCBI's taxonomy places the organism in Eukaryota, Viridiplantae, Streptophyta, Magnoliopsida, Magnoliales, Magnoliaceae. The record is from RefSeq and is a predicted model, not a curated record. Bases 100 to 288 code for a protein of 62 amino acids.
CCUUUCCUCCUCAGGUCUGCAAACGAGUUCGAGAAAUCACAGCUAUUCAAAUUCUUCCGGCAGCUUUCAGUGAUCUUUCUCACACUCCCACUCUCCAUCAUGGACAUGAGAAAGAUCUCCUGCGCCAUAAUCGUUGCUGCUGCCACGGCGACGGCAGUCUUUGCUGCCGAGGAGAGCUUGGCCCCGGCGCCUGGGCCUGCCAUGCACAGUGGGUCCACCGCGGUCGCACCAGCCCUCGGGCUGGUCGGGGCCUCGAUCGUGUCCUUCUUUGCCUUUUACUUGCAGUAGGCCUCACAAGAAAAGGAAAUAAAGAAGACCCACAGGCGAGGAAUGAGAAGAGAGAUGAAUGGUGGUUGGAUUUGUCUUCUUAUAUUUCCUUUUUUUCUUUUGUUACAUUGGUUUGUAUCAUUCACCGUCGGAUCAGAUUCAUAUCCGUUUGUUUUGUGAUGAACGUGGAUACAAUAAAAAAGCCUUAUUCUAUAAAUUUAGUGUGUUUUGUUAAUAAGGAAAUCACCUACAACCACUUGCAUGGAAACUUCACAUGUAUCUUGGAUACCGUAACGGUCACUUCUGUAGGGCAUGCAUUCAAGUCGUUCAUAAGGUGGGACGCACCAUGAAUAACAUAACCAGGCUGGCAUGGAUCUGGGGUGCAUUUGAAGUCCACAUACAAUUUGUGGUAGACGAUAUCAUUCUAUAAUUUUCUUUCUUCCUUGCCAGGAAUCAUCUUCCCACCGUACAUGGGCUUUCAUUUUUGGUUAGUGGGGUCAUGUUUCGUAAGACGCGCACCACGAAUAUGAUGCUUUUUUUUUUUUUU